GAGAUCCUGAAGGAGAGAAUCUUUGGAUCCUGAGAAGUCUUUUAACGAAGGUGAUACACAAAAUUUUAGAGAACAAUUUCAACAUUGUUCUAUUGAAGGUUAUACUUAGCUCUGAACCACAUUACUUUCCUGUCUACGUUUCAUUUCCUGGGGUCUUGCCAAGUGAUAAACAGACCCAGGCGUGCAGCAGGUUUGGGGUUUUUCUGCACAAACAGGGUAGCUGGAGUUUGCUUCAAGGCAUCGAUUGACUUCUGUGAUCGUGGAGAUGCUGGCGUGAGGCCUUCAGGAGACGAUGGAGAAAAAAUGGACAUAUUGUGCUGUCUGUUCCAUCAUCCAGAUACAUUUUGUCAGGGGAGUAUGGGGAAAAGCAUCCAAUGAAGAAGACAUCUAUGCUUUCCCUGGCUCGGAUGUCAACUUGACCUGCCAAACAUGGAAGAAAGACUUGUUGGUACAGAUGCAAUGGUCCAAGGUCACUGACAAGUUGGACCUGAUUGCUCUUUAUCAUCCCCAAUAUGGCUUGCACUGUGCCAAUGACAGUCCCUGUGAAUCACUGGUGACUUUCACAAAAACUCCCAGAAAUGUGUCAAAAUGGACCCUGCACUUAAAGAACGUGUCCUCUUCAUUCACCGGGAAGUAUGAGUGUAGCUUUACUUUGUUUCCAGAGGGUGUUCGGACUAAAAUCUACAACCUGCUCAUUCAGACAAAUGUUACACAGGAUGAACGGAGAAGCAGCCAUUUAAUAGAAGUACAGAUAAAUCAGACUCUGGAAAUACCAUGCUUUCAAAAUAUCUCCUCAGAAAUUUCGUCUGAGUUCACCUUUGCAUGGUUGGUGGAAGAUAACGGAACUCAGGAAGCAUGUAUCACCCAAGGUCACUCCAUCAGCAAUUCCACACUAUUUAAAGACAGAGUCAAGCUAGGUACAGACUAUAAACUCUACCUCUCUCCAAUCCAAAUCCACGAUGAUGGCCGGAAGUUCUCCUGCCACGUUAUGGUCAGACCUGGUAAAACCUUGAGGAGCUCCACCACAGUCAAGGUUUUUGCUAAGCCAGAAAUCCCCAUGAUUAUGGAAAAUAACUCUACGGAUGUCUUGGGAGAGAGAACAUUUACCUGCUCCCUGAGGAAUGUAUUUCCCACAGCAAAUCUCACGUGGUUUAUAGAAGGAGGCUUUCCUCAAGGUGAAAAAGAAGAAAUAUACAUUACUAAUGAAGAGAGGAAAGACAAAAGUGGAUUUUGGGAGCUGAAGUCUGUUUUGACAAGGGUGUAUGGUAAUAAGCCAGCCCAACCAAACAACCUGACCAUCUGGUGCAUGGCUAUGUCUCCAGUCCCUGGGAAUAAAGUGUGGAAUAUCUCGUCUGAAAAGAUCACUUUUUCCUUGGGCUCCAUGAACCCUCCGACAGACUCUCCGCUUAAUGUUGUCACACCUACCCUUGUCACCCGAACUUCUCCAGCCAACAGAGUAUCUCCUACAAGAUAUCCAGCUACCUCAUCAACAACCCUUGGAGACGUGGGUACAUCGACUCCAAAUACCAUCCCUCAAACCAACAAUUCCAAUGCGACUACCCAAGGCUUCAACUACUCCUGGACCUCCAGCGGGAAAGAUACCAAAAACUGUACACGUGACUCAGCUCCAUGGAUGCCCAGUGAAACAGACAGUUCAUCCCCCUCAGGUGUAGGCUCCACAAUUCAAGGUGAUGUCUUCACCAGCACAACCAGAACAUCUUCAGAAGUUCCCACAACUGCCAAAUCUACUAACAGCAGUCACAUCCAUAUCACUGGUAUCGUGGUUAAUAAACCUAAAGACGGAAUGUCCUGGCCAGUGAUCGUAGCAGCCUUGCUCUCUUUCUGCAUGGCAUUGUUCGGUCUUGGAGUGAGAAAAUGGUGUCAAUACCAGAAAGAAAUCAUGGAAAGACCCCCGCCUUUCAAGCCACCUCCACCCCCCAUCAAGUACACUUGCAUUCAAGAGUCCAUUGGAAGUGAUCUGCCUUGUCAUGAGAUGGAGACACUCUAGUCCCUUGAGAUUUUGCCAUAGAGAACUCGGCUAGAAUCCUGCAAGAAGGUGGACAUUGUGCUUUAUUAAUAUAAUUGCCCUCGAGCCAAGCCUGUACUGCAGCUGAAGUGGAUGUCAGAAGUGAAUGACCUGUUUUCCCAGCAACCCACCCUCUUUCAUCUGCACAUGCCUGAAAUUGAGCUAGAGUUAGAGGUUAUGUCACACCCAUACCCAAUGCAAUCUGCAGAGAUUUUCUUGUUUAUGUAAGAAGUGCAAAUCAGACUGCUGUUGUUAAAAAGUACUUGCAGUGUUUUUAUUUUUCAUUUUCGUUCUCUGACUGAGGUGACGACAAUGGUUUCAAGCAUAUGUCCGUGCCAGAACCUCUUCUUUUUGGAUAUCUGCCACCAUGCUGAGCUAUUUACCAAAAGUGUGAUAAUCUCUGAGGUUUGUUGCAUUUCCUAAGAAAAUUGCAAAAAGAAGAAAAUGUGCAAGUUCUAGCAAGAGUUCCAAAUAAGUGCAAGUUGUCUUUGUACUGAAAAUAUUUUGCUUGUGGAGGAAAACAGAAUACCUUGCACAAGAACUCCAGUCCCAACCCCACUUCCUCCCACCAUGUUCCACCCAGCCUUCUGCCCCAUGGGAUGAGGAAGCAUCCAAGGGAAAAUUAGCUAAUGACCAAGUAGCCUAGUAGACACAGGUAGCACUUCACUUGCCUCUAAAAUGAUCUGCACUAAGAAUGGUCUCAUCCUUAGCUUUAUCUGUACGUGUGUGUGUGUGCAUCUAUCAGACUAUUACAAACUGUUGUGUGAGUAAACAGGUAGCCUAGCCCCAAACCAAAUCCUGUAAUUCCUGUUCUCUUUUUCAUCUGGGGACUCUCCCGUUCAUCCAUUCUAUACAUUUUCAUCUGUCUUGAAAUAAAUACAGGUUCAAAUCAGACUAGCAUUGAUGAAUUAAUCCUGCUUCUCCCGUGUUUUACAAAAUAGUUCAAACAGAAUGCAAAGGUGAUGGAAAAGAAGCCUAGUUAGCCAAACUUGUUCUGUAGUCAGCAAUAGUUCCUGAAUGAAUAAACUGCUGAUGCCCUUUGUCCCUCUCAGCCACCCCCGAACCUCUGCCCUAGGAAGCAAGAACAGAUGUUGCUGUCAGAUAUGAUAGGGAAAUGCUGCAUGGAUUUUAAUCUCAAAAGGAACAUUUAGUUCCUUUGUGCUUUUCCCUGACUACGUGUGAGAAUAACUCGGAGAGUGUGUUGAUGCUUUUUGAACAUCAUGGCUGUCCUACUCUGGAACAAUUCAGUCAGAAUCCCUGUGGAAUGAAGUCCUGGCAUCAGGACUUCUGGGUGAUUCAAGUGUUCAGCCGGAGUUGAGAACUACUGAACCAGCGGAAGUCCUUUCUCAUUAAACAGAAUCUUGGUGGGGUGCCUGGGUGGCUCAGUCGAUUGGGCUUCUGACUUCGGCUCAGGUCAUGAUCUCGCAGUUUGUGAGUUCGAGCCCUGCGUGAGGCUCUGUGAUGACAGCUCAGAGCCUGGAGCCUGUUUCAGAUUCUGUGUCUCCCUCUCUCUCUGCCCCUUCCCCACUCGUGCUCUGUCUCUCUCAAAGAUAAAUAAACAUUAAAAAAUUAAAAACAAAAUCAGAACCUUGGUUAAGUGCUUAUUUCUUGUGGUGACCAGCCUCCAGUGUGUCCUGUGUGAUCCUUGCCUCUUAUAUAGUCCCCUGUGAUAGUGACCGCAACUGACUUCUGUAGCUGACCAGGGCUAGGGUAAGGCAAGCAAGACACCUAGGGUGUAAACUGUAAAGAGGUGUUCAAAUCCGGGGCCACACUCUUCCACGGGCUUGUAAAUGAGUACCAGUCCCAGGCCUAGUAUAACCAAUAAGAAGUCACCAGAGUGCGAUUUCCAAGGCUAGGUCAUAAAAUACGUUGCGGUUUCUACCUUGAUCUCUCUUUGCCCACUGUGUCUGGAAGAAGCCAGUUGUUGUGACAUGAGGACACUCAGGCAGCCCUGUUGAGAGGGCCACCCAUCAAGGAACUGAGGCCUCCUGCUAACAGAAAGUAUCAAUUAGUGAGCCAUCCUGGAAGCACCUCCUCCAGCCCCCAUGUAAGUCUUCAGUUAACUGCAACCUCAGUUGAUCCUUUGACUGGGACCUCGUGAGAGCCAGAACCGCCCGGCUAACCUCUUCUGAAUUCCUGACCCGCAGACACGGUGUGAGAUAAUAAAUGCUGGUUCUUUAACAUCACUGACUUUGGGUGUGAUACGCUAGGCAGUAAUAGAUGACAAAUACAGCCCAGUGAAUGGGAAAAUAAACUAAUGUUUGCUGCCUUAAUUGCCCUCAAUUCCUCAUUAAUUCUCAAGAAAUAAAUAAGACUAACUUCAUAUAUGUAUGACUGUUGCGCCAUAUGUAGUCAUUUUUAUUUAAUACAAAUUAGUCAUAGGUAAUUUAUGUUCAGGUAGCUGUGGCUUUAUUUUACUGUCUCAUUAAAAGGCAUGAAAACAAGCAGAGGGGUUAGGGUGGAAGGGGCAGAGUUGGAGGAUGUUUAGAUUGUUUCAGUAAAGGGAUGGACACUUUUACAGUACAACACAAAUCCAUGUCAUUCUUCAGUCUGUCCUAUGACAGAUGUCUCACAGUGUUUUUAGAUCAGCUCCCCUUGGAAGUGCCCCUCUUUUGUCUUAGAAAUAAGUUUUGGUCGGCAUUUGCAAAUUCAUCUCCAGCGUGAAUA
Molecule: messenger RNA, 4693 nt
Organism: Acinonyx jubatus (cheetah)
Lineage: Eukaryota; Metazoa; Chordata; Mammalia; Carnivora; Felidae
Gene: CD96
Product: CD96 molecule
Exons: 14
Coding region: 293-2008 (571 amino acids)
Biological process (GO): cell-matrix adhesion; inflammatory response
Source: RefSeq, a predicted model, not a curated record